AUGCAAGAGUUACGCCAUAGAAUGCAAGACUUAGAGCGCCGGUUAGCAGACAGAGAACGCGACCAGCGCACCCCGGAACAGAGUCACUCACGCUCUCGCUCCAGGAGCCGCUCCCAGCGCACACCUAGCCCUCAGGGCGAGUCAGAAAGCACCGGGGAAAGAGGGCGCGCGAGAAGGCGCCAUGACCCCGUCAUUUACGCCAGGUACGAAGGGCGGCGUACCACAAACCGAGAGGACGAAUACGCUCGUCCGGCGAAGGGCGAAGAGAGAACGAACACCCGGGGACACGUGAUAAUAGGGGCCACCCCAUUCCACCGCUCCAUACUCGAGGUCCGGCUCAUUUUGACAUUUGACAAGCCAACGGACAUGAGGUAUGAUGGAACGCAGGAUCCCCUGGAGCAUCUAACGGCCUUCGAGGCCAGGAUGAACUUAGAAGGAGUAGGAGAUGAGGUAAGAUGUCGCGCCUUCCCGGUUACUCUGGCGGGGCCUGCAAUACGGAUCGCAAAAGCCAAGCACCCGAUCAAUCUGCUAGGGGUGACCCAAAGAGCCGGGGAGCCGACCCAGAAAUACUUGGACCGUUUCAACGACGAGUGCUUGGAAAUUGACGGUUUGACAGACUCGGUGGCGAGUUUAUGCUUGACGAAUGGGCUCCUGAAUGAGGACUUCAGGAAGCACCUUACUACAAAGCCAGUCUGGACAAUGCAGGAGAUCCAGUGCGUGGCUAAGGAGUAUAUCAACGACGAGGAAGAAUUCACCAAUUACACCCCCCUCACGGCACCGAUCACGGAAGUCUACCAACAGAUAGCAGAGAAGGGGAUACUGACGAAACCCCGACCUCUGAAGGGCAGGACGGGUGGAGACAAGAGCCUCUACUGCGAAUAUCAUAAGGGAUACGGACACAAAACCCAAGACUGCUUCGACCUAAAGGACGCCCUGGAGCAGGCAAUUAGGGACGGAAAACUUGCCGAUUUCUCCCACCUUAUAAGGGAGCCGAGGAGACGCAAUCGGGAUCAUGAAGGCGAAGACAACUCCCGGGCGGCAAGACAACGCCGAGAACCAGAGAGGGACGACCACGGUCUCACGGUGGUGAACGUAGUAACAGCGAGAAACUCCGCCCCAAGGUCGAAAUCAGCACAGAAAAAAGACGCCAAGGUCCUUGCAGUCUCCUCCUCGUCCGCCAGAAGUUCUCGGGUACUCCCAUCCAUUUCCUUUGGCCCCGGAGACCAAUGA
Molecule: messenger RNA, 1230 nt
Organism: Arachis ipaensis
Lineage: Eukaryota; Viridiplantae; Streptophyta; Magnoliopsida; Fabales; Fabaceae
Source: RefSeq, a predicted model, not a curated record